Ceratitis capitata (Mediterranean fruit fly) is the source of this 410-nucleotide messenger RNA. Its product is annotated as histone H3.v1-like. The record is from RefSeq and is a predicted model, not a curated record. The transcript is spliced from 2 exons. Lineage: Eukaryota; Metazoa; Arthropoda; Insecta; Diptera; Tephritidae. Bases 12 to 410 code for a protein of 132 amino acids.
ACUGCGCAACAAUGCAUUUGCUGCAAGUGACAACGGUCGGCUGCAUUUUUUUGGUCUUUGUUUUGGUCUCUUGGCUACCACAACUCGGAAGCUCCGCUAAUAUUGAAGGACAAGCCGAUCCGAGUGUACGCUCAACACAUGUAGGCUUAAACGAGUUAAGAGCACGUAAACGUCAAAAUUAUAGACAAGUCGAUUAUGAUUAUGAUGAGGAGGAGAAUGAAGAGGAAGAAGCAGAAGAGGAACUAGAAGCCGCCAUAAAUGAUACAAAAUCCGGUGGAACGGAAGCAGAGGAAGGUGAAAAUAAUGAAAAUGACGAAGAAGAGGAGGAGGAAGAUGAAUAUGAUGAAGAUGAAGGACGUGCGUUGAAAAGAAAAUAUUUAAUAGAGAAAUUUAUGAGAAUAAAACUUUAA